CUACUUGAUCGCUCUUAAUUUGAGAUUCCUCAUUAAAUCUGCACCGUGCUCGCAGAUAGAGAGAUACUGGCCGCAAUUGCUGAAAGAAGAUAUUAGCUAUUGAGAAAUGGCCAACUCUACACACUUUGCCCAACUUAUGUAUAUAACUCGUCCAUUAAUUGGCUUAAGCCAGUUACGAUGUGCCUCGUUCUCGUGUGAUUUUACUUUCCAGAUAUUAAUCGUAAUAUUCUACACUAUGGUAUUCCGUAUACAUAUGAGAUGGUAUCUAGACAAGACAUCCGACGAACACCGUACCAACCGUUUAGCCAUCCAUGCAAUACUUAUCCAUCUUUUGUACACUUCCGGAUCUAUCCAGGCAUUUAUUACGUAUAGGGUUAUCUAUAUCAUCUUUUAUGGCCGAACAUGUAACCCAGAUGAUGACAUAUAGAAAUUAAGAAUGUCAUGAAAAUGGGGGUUAUAG
Molecule: messenger RNA, 460 nt
Organism: Fusarium redolens
Lineage: Eukaryota; Fungi; Ascomycota; Sordariomycetes; Hypocreales; Nectriaceae
Exons: 1
Coding region: 107-427 (106 amino acids)
Source: RefSeq, a predicted model, not a curated record